AUGAACGGAGCCGGGCCCCGCUCGGCCCGGCCCCUUGUCGCGGACGGCUCAUCCCCACGGAGCCCAGCGCCCGGGCCCCGCCGCCCGGCCGGAGACUGGGCUUGGCGCACUGCGGCGGGGCCUGCGCCGCAACCGAGCUUGGGCGGCCGUGGCUCCUCCCCGCCGGCCCGGGCGUGCGAUUGGCGGCGGGCGUGCACCGGGCCGCUGAUUGGGCGGCCCGGGAGCCAUUCGGGGCGGCCCUGGCGGAGGAGCCUCAGCAGCGAGCCGGAGCUCUAUGGAGGAGGAGGUGGCGGCUGCGGCGGCGGUGGCGGUGGCGGCGACUCCCGGGCGGUGGCUGCGGCCAGCGACGCGGCGGAGCUGAGCGUGCCCCGAACCCUCCGCAGCUGCAAACGCGCAGCUGCUGACUUCCCGGGGAAGGUGAGUCCGGGUCCCGUCCGGCGCUUCCUGCGAGCCGAGUCUCGUCGAGUGGAGCCGAGCGCUGCAAAAUGGCCGCCGCCUCGGCCGCUUCUUCUCGAGCGCACAAAAUGGCGGCCGCGGGCGGGCCCGGGUGGGGCGGCCUCGCUCCGAUUCAACCUUUUCUUCAUUGAACACUGGAGCCCGGGGGCCCCGCGCCUCCUUUGCGGGAAGCACUCCUUGUCUUUGGCUGCGCUUCCCGGAAGUCGGGGCGGACUGAAGGCAGCCGGGCCCGUGCGGCCUAUAGUGGAGCUUCGGGCCGGGCCGGGGAGCGCGCGUGGCGGGUCGGGCCGGGGCCGCGUGUGGCCACGUCGGGGCCGGAAGGACGGACAGGCGGGCGGGCGGGCGGGCGCGGGCCCGGCCGUUGGCGCGGGACCAGCCGAGGCGCCUCGCAGGAGUCGGGCGGGCCUCUCCUCUCGGCGGGGAGGUUUUUCAUUUCUCCAGUCCCCUCCCCUCCCCACCCCAUCCAUUAAUAUUAUUCUUUUGAAGAUUCUUCGUUGUCAAGCCGCCAAAGUGGAGAGUGCGAUUGCAGAAGGGGGUGCUUCUCGUUUCAGUGCUUCUUCGGGCGGAGGAGGAAGUAGGGGUGCACCUCAGCACUAUCCCAAGACUGCUGGCAACAGCGAGUUCCUGGGGAAAACCCCAGGGCAAAACGCUCAGAAAUGGAUUCCUGCACGAAGCACUAGACGAGAUGACAACUCCGCAGCAAACAACUCCGCAAAUGAAAAAGAACGACAUGAUGCAAUCUUCAGGAAAGUAAGAGGCAUACUAAAUAAGCUUACUCCUGAAAAGUUUGACAAGCUAUGCCUUGAGCUCCUCAAUGUGGGUGUAGAGUCUAAACUCAUCCUUAAAGGGGUCAUUCUGCUGAUUGUGGACAAAGCCCUAGAAGAGCCAAAGUAUAGCUCAUUGUAUGCUCAGCUAUGUCUGCGAUUGGCAGAAGAUGCACCAAACUUUGAUGGCCCAGCUGCAGAGGGUCAGCCAGGACAGAAGCAAAGCACAACAUUCAGACGCCUCCUAAUUUCCAAAUUGCAAGAUGAAUUUGAAAAUCGAACCAGAAAUGUUGAUGUCUAUGAUAAGCGUGAAAAUCCCCUCCUCCCCGAGGAGGAGGAACAGAGAGCCAUUGCUAAGAUCAAGAUGUUGGGGAACAUCAAAUUCAUUGGAGAACUUGGAAAGCUUGAUCUUAUUCAUGAAUCUAUCCUUCAUAAGUGCAUCAAAACACUUUUGGAAAAGAAGAAGAGAGUCCAACUCAAAGAUAUGGGAGAGGAUUUGGAGUGCCUCUGUCAGAUAAUGAGGACAGUGGGACCUAGACUAGACCAUGAACGAGCCAAGUCCUUAAUGGAUCAGUACUUUGCCCGAAUGUGUUCCUUGAUGUUAAGUAAGGAAUUGCCAGCAAGGAUUCGUUUCCUGCUGCAGGAUACCGUAGAGUUGCGAGAACACCACUGGGUUCCUCGCAAGGCUUUUCUUGACAAUGGACCAAAGACGAUCAAUCAAAUCCGUCAAGAUGCAGUAAAAGAUCUAGGAGUGUUUAUUCCUGCUCCUAUGGCUCAAGGGAUGAGAAGUGACUUCUUUCUGGAGGGACCGUUCAUGCCACCCAGGAUGAAAAUGGAUAGGGACCCACUUGGAGGACUUGCUGAUAUGUUUGGACAAAUGCCAGGUAGCGGAAUUGGUACUGGUCCAGGAGUUAUCCAGGAUAGAUUUUCACCCACCAUGGGACGUCAUCGUUCAAAUCAACUCUUCAAUGGCCAUGGGGGACACAUAAUGCCUCCCACACAGUCGCAGUUUGGAGAGAUGGGAGGCAAGUUUAUGAAAAGCCAGGGGCUAAGCCAGCUCUACCAUAACCAGAGUCAGGGACUCUUAUCCCAGCUGCAAGGACAGUCGAAGGAUAUGCCACCUCGGUUUUCUAAGAAAGGACAGCUUAAUGCAGAUGAGAUUAGCCUGAGACCUGCUCAGUCAUUCCUAAUGAGUAAAAAUCAAGUGCCAAAGCUCCAGCCCCAGAUAACUAUGAUUCCUCCUAGUGCACAACCACCACGCACUCAAACACCACCUCUGGGACAGACACCUCAGCUUGGUCUGAAAACAAAUCCACCGCUUAUACAGGAAAAGCCUGCCAAGACCAGUAAAAAGCCACCUCCAUCAAAGGAAGAACUACUUAAGCUAACUGAAACUGUUGUCACCGAGUAUCUGAAUAGUGGAAAUGCAAAUGAAGCUGUCAAUGGUGUGAGAGAAAUGAGGGCUCCUAAACACUUUCUUCCUGAGAUGCUAAGCAAAGUAAUCCUUUUGUCACUAGAUCGAAGUGACGAAGAUAAAGAAAAAGCAAGUUCUUUGAUCAGUUUACUUAAACAGGAAGGGAUUGCCACAAGUGACAACUUUAUGCAGGCUUUCCUGAAUGUAUUGGACCAGUGCCCCAAAUUGGAGGUUGACAUCCCUUUGGUGAAAUCAUACUUAGCACAGUUUGCAGCUCGUGCCAUCAUUUCAGAGCUGGUGAGCAUUUCAGAACUAGCUCAACCACUGGAAAGUGGCACCCAUUUUCCUCUCUUCUUACUUUGUCUUCAGCAGUUAGCUAAAUUACAAGAUCGAGAAUGGUUAACAGAACUUUUUCAACAAAGCAAGGUCAAUAUGCAGAAAAUGCUCCCAGAAAUUGAUCAGAAUAAGGACCGCAUGUUGGAGAUCUUGGAAGGAAAAGGACUGAGUUUCUUGUUCCCACUGCUCAAGUUGGAGAAGGAACUUCUGAAGCAAAUAAAAUUGGAUCCAUCCCCUCAAACCAUAUAUAAAUGGAUAAAAGAUAACAUCUCCCCCAAGCUUCAUGUAGAUAAAGGAUUUGUGAACAUCCUAAUGACUAGCUUCUUACAGUAUAUAUCUAGUGAAGUAAGCCCACCCAGUGAUGAAACAGAUUCUUCCUCUGCUCCUUCCAAAGAACAGUUAGAGCAAGAAAAACAAUUGCUUCUUUCUUUCAAGCCAGUGAUGCAGAAAUUUCUUCAUGAUCAUGUUGAUCUACAAGUCAGUGCCCUAUAUGCUCUUCAGGUGCACUGCUACAACAGCAACUUCCCAAAAGGCAUGUUACUUCGCUUUUUUGUCCACUUCUAUGACAUGGAAAUUAUUGAGGAAGAAGCUUUCUUGGCUUGGAAAGAAGACAUAACUCAAGAAUUUCCAGGGAAAGGCAAGGCUUUGUUCCAGGUGAAUCAGUGGCUAACCUGGCUAGAAACUGCUGAAGAAGAAGAAUCAGAGGAAGAAGCUGACUAAAGAACCAGCCAAAGCCUUAAAUUGUGCAAAACAUACUGUUGCUAUGAUGUAACUGCAUUUGACCUAACCACUGCGAAAAUUCAUUCCGCUGUAAUGUUUUCACAAUAUUUAAAGCAGAAGCACGUCAAGUUAGGAUUUUCUUCUGCAUAAGGUUUUUUUGUAGUGUAAUGUCUUAAUCAUAGUCUACCAUCAAAUAUUUUAGGAGUAUCUUUAAUGUUUAGAUAGUAUAUUAGCAGCAUGCAAUAAUUACAUCAUAAGUUCUCAAGCAGAGGCAGUCUAUUGCAAGGACCUUCUUUGCUGCCAGUUAUCAUAGGCUGUUUUAAGUUAGAAAACUGAAUAGCAACACUGAAUACUGUAGAAAUGCACUUUGCUCAGUAAUACUUGAGUUGUUGCAAUAUUUGAUUAUCCAUUGGUUGUUACAGAAAAAAAAAUUCUUAACUGUAAUUGAUGGUUGUUGCCGUAAUAGUAUAUUGCCUGUAUUUCUACCUCUAGUAAUGGGCUUUAUGUGCUAGAUUUUAAUAUCCUUGAGCCUGGGCAAGUGCACAAGUCUUUUUAAAAGAAACAUGGUUUACUUGCACAAAACUGAUCAGUUUUGAGAGAUCGUUAAUGCCCUUGAAGUGGUUUUUGUGGGUGUGAAACAAAUGGUGAGAAUUUGAAUUGGUCCCUCCUAUUAUAGUAUUGAAAUUAAGUCUACUUAAUUUAUCAAGUCAUGUUCAUGCCCUGAUUUUAUAUACUUGUAUCUAUCAAUAAACAUUGUGAUACUUGAUACA
Suncus etruscus (white-toothed pygmy shrew) is the source of this 4460-nucleotide messenger RNA. It is a transcript of the gene EIF4G2, whose product is annotated as eukaryotic translation initiation factor 4 gamma 2. Gene Ontology annotation, cellular component: eukaryotic translation initiation factor 4F complex. Gene Ontology annotation, molecular function: protein binding; mRNA binding; translation initiation factor activity. The record is from RefSeq and is a predicted model, not a curated record. The transcript has 24 exons. The coding region runs from base 1 to 3690 and encodes 1229 amino acids. Lineage: Eukaryota; Metazoa; Chordata; Mammalia; Eulipotyphla; Soricidae.